Tarenaya hassleriana is the source of this 3560-nucleotide messenger RNA. RefSeq names its product cation/H(+) antiporter 23, chloroplastic-like. Gene Ontology annotation, biological process: proton transmembrane transport; regulation of pH. Bases 823 to 3390 code for a protein of 855 amino acids. Gene Ontology annotation, molecular function: antiporter activity. The record is from RefSeq and is a predicted model, not a curated record. NCBI's taxonomy places the organism in Eukaryota, Viridiplantae, Streptophyta, Magnoliopsida, Brassicales, Cleomaceae. The transcript is spliced from 6 exons. Gene Ontology annotation, cellular component: membrane; endomembrane system.
AUGAAUAGCUGCUUUUAGAAUUCUAAAGUUGACUGCUUUACAAUUUGAUAUUUGCAUCUGCGCCAACUUUUUGGCAAUGGAUCGGCCCCGGGGGGCCGGCAAUGGCCAGGAACCAAACUGCCAUAGUUACCAGAAGUCGGAACCUGAGAAAGGGUAGGAAGAGGACAAUCUAGAGAUUCUAUGGGAGUCGUCAUCAAUGAUGAACACUUCAUACUUGUCCAAACCCCAUGUAAAAGCUACAGCUUUCCAAGGUUUUCGUGUUCUUCUGUAUCCUUUUUCUUUAUGGGCGGUCCAGAUUCCUCGGCUAAGGCCGGUGCCUGAAAGUUGGUCCAUUUUGGUAGAAAGAAGCUAAAUCGUUUCUGGAGGGACCAAAACAGCUAAGGCUGCUUCCUUUCCAAUCCAGCUUUUUUUCUCUCUUUUCUUUUCUUUGUAUACUCUAUCCUCUGUUUAUUUUAGUAAAUUAUACAGUUUAUUAUAUAGUUUUACACACACCUUUUGCAGGAGUUGAAUAUUCCCACAGCAUCAUUGUCUGUCGCUUCUUUUCAUCAAUGAUGAUUACAUGUGCAAGCUCAUGUUUUUUUUUACCCUUUACAUUAUAUUCAUUUUACUGUCAAUAUUUAACAGUCAGAUACAAGUUUUCUUCUACGAUCAGAUUUCAGUGUGCAUUUGAAGUCGAAAUAUUCAGAACUCAGCAUGCUCCUCCAAUCUUAAUACAAUCACCAGACCAGAUUUAACCUAAGCCUCCGUACGCUGUGAUUCUGUCCGUACUUACGUCCGUACGUACGGAGGAACGAGGAUAAUAAGAGGAGGAAGAAGAAGAAAAUGUCUGCAGAGGUGCAUAAGGAGGAAAACGUGACUUAUUCCAUAGUCGAUGUUUCACGUUACGGCAAAGUCGUAUGUUAUGAAGAAAAGUACUUGUUCCAGAACAGAGAUCUCAAGGGAUGGCAGAGCGGAAGCACGAUGUCUUCCGCUCUCCCAUUCUUCAUCACUCAGCUCUUAAUCGCUAAUUUUACCUACCGAGUCCUCUACUAUUUGACUCGGCCUCUGUAUCUACCUCCGUUUGUGGCUCAGAUCUUGUGCGGUUUGUUGUUCAGCCCGAGCGUGUUUGGAGAUACGGAGUUCAUCGUCAAAUACGUAUUCCCUUACAGAUACACAUUGGUUCUCGAGACCUUUGCGAAUUUGGCUCUUGUGUACAACAUUUUCCUUCUUGGACUCGGAAUGGAACUCAGGAUGGUGAGGUUCACCGAGUUAAAACCUCUGGUCAUCGCCAUUGUUGGCCUGGUCGCCUCAUUACCACUCGGCAUUGUCCUCUACUUUUUGCCUGGAAACGGUGUUUCAGACAAGGUCCUGGCCGGUUGUGUCUUCUGGUCGGUGGCCAUGUCCUGCACAAACUUCCCUGAUCUUGCCAGGAUUCUUGCGGAUCUUAAGCUUCUCCGCUCAGAUGUCGGAAGAACUGCCAUGUCUGCAUCCAUUAUUACCGAUAUGUCCACUUGGGUUCUCCUGGUUCUUGGAUUCGCCGCUUUCAGUAAAACAGGAGAAUUUAACAAAAUGAUGCCAUUUGUGAUCCUCUCGACAGGAGGCUUCGUCCUCUUGUCCAUAUUCGUGAUCCAACCCUUACUCGCGUGGGCUUUCUCCAAGACAAUGAAAGGAGGCCAUAUCGGAGACACCCACGUCUGGUUCAUCCUCGGUGGCGUCGUCCUCUGUGGCCUCAUCACCGAUGCUUGCGGUGCACAUUCCAUCACCGGAGCCUUCCUGUUUGGUCUCUCUAUCCCUCAUGACCAUGUCGUCAGAAACACGAUCGAGGAGAAGCUCCAUGACUUCCUCUCCGGGAUCUUGAUGCCUCUUUUCUACGUCACUUGUGGGUUAAGAUCCGAUUUGCGGUACAUGUUCCAGUUCACAAAUCAAUUGACGAUGGUCGUGGUCAUGGUAUCGUCAUUCAUGGUGAAGAUCGUCACGACGUUCGCCGUCUCGUUCUUCAUGCCGAUGCCCGUGAGAGAUUCCUUGGCUCUCGGUGCUCUUAUGAACACCAAAGGCACUUUGUCUCUUGUUGUCCUCAAUGCCGGUCGUGACACUAAGGCUCUGGACAGUCCGAUGUAUACACACAUGACGGUUGUGUUAUUGGUGAUGUCGCUAAUCGUGGAGCCACUCCUCGCCUUAACGUACAGACCAAAGAAGAAGGCGGCACAUUACAAGCACCGAACGGUUGAGAAAAUCAAAGGAGAGUCCGAGUUUCGUGUCCUGACAUGCGUUCAUGUCCUUCCCAACGUCUUUGGAAUCACCAAUCUAUUGCGAGCCUCCAACCCGACGAAGCAAUCCCCUCUCACCGUCUUCGCGAUCCAUCUCGUGGAGCUCACAGGCCGAACCACGGCCUCUAUGCUCAUCAUGAACGACGAAUGCAAACCCAAAGCCAACUUCUCUGACCGUGUCAGGGCUGAGUCAGAACAGAUUGCGGAAUCCUUCGAGGCCUUGGAGGUUCAUAACGACGCGAUGAUGGUUCAGACCAUCACAGCGGUGUCGCCUUACGCGACAAUGCACGAGGACAUCUGCGCGUUAGCGGAGGACAAGCGUGUUUGCUUCAUUAUAUUACCGUAUCAUAGGCAUCUGACAGCAGAUGGUCGGAUGGGGGAAGGGAAUGCUUCUCAUGCUGAUAUCAACCAAAACGUGCUGAACAACGCGCCUUGCUCGGUCGGGAUUCUCGUGGACCGUGGAAUGGGAAUGGUACGAUCCGACUCGGUCCAUGGCGAGCCCACAACGAGACACAUAGCCAUGCUCUUCGUGGGUGGGGCGGAUGACCGAGAGGCCUUGUCUUAUGCUUGGAGAAUGGUCGGACAGCACAUGAUCAGACUCACGGUCGUAAGAUUCGUCCCGGGGAAUGACGCGUUGGCCUCGGCCGGGAAAUCAGCUGGGUCGUACUCAAAGGAGAAACAGGUGGACGACGAGUGCAUAUACGAGUUCAACUUCAAGACCAUGAACGACCCCUCCGUCACUUUCAUCGAAAAAGUCGUGAACGACGGACAAGACACGGUCUCGAUGAUACGAGAGAUGGAAGACAACCAGUCGUGCGAUCUCUACGUUGUCGGAAGAGGAUACAACGUGGAUUCCCCGGUGACGGUGGGUUUGACGGAUUGGAGCAGCAGUCCUGAGCUAGGAACGAUAGGGGACACACUCGCUGCGUCGAAUUUCACCAUGCACGCUUCGGUUCUCGUGAUUCAGCAAUACUCCUCCGUGAACCGGCAAGCGGCGGCGGCGGCGGCCAUGGCUGCCGGAGGAGAAGGGAAGGAUAAGGAAACGGAUAAGAGCUCUCGUGAUGCAGAGCCGUUUAUGAAGACUAUGCACAAUGACGAAGAGGAUGACGACGACGAAGAUUACAGAAUCGGCGUUCGCAAGUGAAAAGCGUUUAUGCCGGUGGAAAGUACUUGUUGUUUUUUAGGUAGAUUUUUUUUAUAUAAAAUUUAUAUUUGUUUAUAUAUAUAUAUAUAAUCUGAAAUCUAUCAGCGUACAGGUUUCAUAGAUUUCGACCUUGUAAUUGUUAAUCAAUUAGUAUUCUUAGUAUUCUCGAA